Messenger RNA from Boleophthalmus pectinirostris (great blue-spotted mudskipper), 2786 nucleotides. RefSeq names its product myeloid-specific peroxidase (gene mpx). The coding region runs from base 196 to 2490 and encodes 764 amino acids. NCBI's taxonomy places the organism in Eukaryota, Metazoa, Chordata, Actinopteri, Gobiiformes, Gobiidae. Gene Ontology annotation, molecular function: peroxidase activity; heme binding. Gene Ontology annotation, biological process: response to oxidative stress. The record is from RefSeq and is a predicted model, not a curated record. The transcript has 16 exons.
UUGGGCCAAAACUCCAAUAAAGAUAACAGUCUGUAUAAACAAGUGAUGAAAAGAAGGAAGGAGGAAGUGUUCAUUCCUGACAGAAGCAUCAUCCGCAUCAGGGUCAGGGCGAGGCUGCAGCUCUGACUGUAUUUAAAGAGCCCAGUCUGCCACAGCACCCAGAGACCCCUCAUCACUGCUGCAGCCAACACAGAGAUGCUCUUCUCUGUUCUAUUUGCGUUGUGCCUAUGCAUUCUCCCUGUUUACCUUGAACCCACUGAAUUCCUUGGCAGUCCUUUACUUAAGCAAUGUUUUGAAGAUGCAAAGAAACUUGUGGAUGAGGCGUACAAAUAUUCAAGAGAAGAGAGUCUGAGUAGAGUCCGGCGGGAGGUGGUGAGGCCCCAUGAUGCAUUGCGUCUCCUCAAACAGCCCCGUGGAGACACCCGUUCAGCUGUGCGAUCUGCAGACUACCUGGACCAGACCCUCCGUUUUCUGCAGGAGAGGACACAUCAUGUUCACAAGCGCUCACUAAACGCAACAGAUCUGCUCUCUCCGGAGGAGCUGGCAAGUUUGGUUAAAAUAACUGGUUGUGCUGCAAGGGUCAGUCUUCCAAACUGCCGAACCACACCAAACGUUAAUAAAUAUCGUACAGCCACCAGUGUCUGCAACAACUUGCAAAACCCUCGUCUUGGUGCCUCUAACACUCCUUUCACUCGCUGGCUUCCCGCUGAGUAUGAUGACGGUAUCUCUCAACCCAAAGGAUGGAACAACCGAACACUGAACAAUUUUCUGCUUCCGUUGGUCAGACACGUGUCCAACAACAUUUUGGCUACAACAGAUGCAGGAGUUGUCAAUGACACAGAAUACACUCAUAUGGUCACCUUGUUUGGUCAAUGGAACGAUCAUGACUUGACCUUCACCCCAUUCUCUCCAAGCAUUCGCUCUUUCAGCAACGGGCUCAACUGUGAUGAGAGCUGUGAGCGCAGUGAGCCCUGCAUCCCUAUCCCGAUACCCCCAGGUGACCCCCGCCUGCCCACUGGAAAGGAUAGCUGUAUCCCAGCCUUCAGAUCUGCCCCUACAUGUGGAACAGGGUUCUCAGCCUAUAACUUUGGUGGAGAACCCAGAAAAAGAGAGCAGAUUAAUGCACUCACUGCCUUCCUGGAUUUAGGCCAGGUGUACGGCUCUGAGGAAAAGCUGGCCCUGUUCCUGCGGGACACUGAGAAUGAAGGGGGCCUGAUGCGCGUCAACACUGAGUUUAGAGACAACGGUCGAGAGCUGCUGCCAUUCACCAACAUGGAGAUGAACAUGUGUGCCACACGCAAAAGAGUCACCAAUGACACCACCGCCACUGAGGUGCCCUGCUUCAUUGCAGGUGAUGUGCGUGUGGACGAGAACAUUGCACUGACUUCUAUUCACACACUAUUUGUGAGGGAGCACAAUCGUGUGGCUCGAGCCCUCAAGAGAAUAAACCCACAAUGGGACAGUGAGACGCUCUACCAAGAGUCCCGCAAGAUCCUGGGUGCUUACACACAAAUAUUUGUGUUCAGGGACUACCUGCCACACAUUGUUGGUCCAGACACUAUGCGCAGGCUCCUCGGUCCAUACCCAGGCUACAGUCCCAGAGUUGACCCAAGCAUUUCCAACGUUUUUGCCACAGCUGCCUAUCGCUUCGCACACUUGGCCAUCCAGCCCAUUUUAGGCCGCCUCAAUGCCAACUACAGAGAGCACUCCCAGUUUCCCAGUGUGUCCCUGUACAGGUCCUUCUUCACCCCAUGGAGGGUCAUUUUUGAGGGUGGUAUUGACCCCCUGAUCCGUGGUUUAAUCCGUGGUCCUGCCAAACUGAAUACUCAGGAUCACAUGCUGGUGGACGCUUUGAGGGAGAGAUUGUUUCAGUUUGUUCAGCAUCUGGCUUUGGACCUGGGCUCUCUGAACAUGGCGCGAGGACGUGAACAUGGCCUGCCAGGAUACAAUGCUUGGCGCCGGUUCUGUGGUCUUUCUGCUCCCAGAAACCAGGCUGAGUUGGCUCAAGUGAUGAACAACACAAAGCUUGCUCGUAAGCUGCUGGAGCUCUAUGGCACACCUGAAAACAUUGAUGUGUGGCUAGGAGGAGUCGCUGAGCCAUUUGUUCGUGGAGGCCGUGUGGGUCCUCUGUUUGCAUGCCUCAUUGCAAAUCAGUUCAAAAACAUUCGGCAAGGAGACAGACUUUGGUAUGAAAACCCUGGAGUGUUCACAAGGAGACAGAGGAUUGCUCUGUCCAGGGUGAGUCUCUCUCGAGUCAUCUGUGACAACACUGGGAUCACAUCUGUCCCACGGGAUGCAUAUAGUGUCUUGUCCAACUCCAACAGACUGAUGCAGUGCUCCUCUCUGCCUUCUGUGGACCUCACAGCCUGGAGGGACCGACCCUGCUCAGUGCUGGGUGCUGGCUGUCUUGAUAAGAAUGCCGUGUCAGAGGACCUCCCGGACCUCCAGGCCCUCGAGGAAUUUCUGGACAAUGAGGUCCCCCAAGCUUGAGAGGACCUCCAGGACUGCCAGUUUCUCUCAUAAAUGCCACACAGCCACAGUCAGCCUUCUCUGUCCUCCUGGGCAAGAACAACAUAUCCUCAGAGAAAACUCUUUACUUCCUCAGUAUGGUUUACAACCAGCAGCACCACUAUCCCUCAAACAGGCUCUUUCACCUGCACUAUCCCUGGCAUUUACCAGUUUAGCUUCCUCUGCAUCUCCUACAUCUCCUCCACAAGAGUAGGUCUAUGGCAUAACAACAAAAUGGUUCUGCAGGGCUUCAAGUCAAUUGUGAGACGAUAUCUUCU